GACAUCAGACAGUUCAUGGAAACAUUGAAUGAACAACAACAGGUACCCCCGGGCAUGAAACGAUACACUUGCUCAGUCAUAGCGGGUAACGGGCAGCUCAACCCAUACACGAACGAACAUUUUGGUAAUGCACCACAAGUUUUUGUCUCCAAUACAUUUCCAACCAUGGCGAAGUAUUUUGCGGUGAUAAUCGCUGCACUUGUUGCUACAGCCAACUGCUAUCCUCUUCAGCAAGCAGGAAAAAGACGCCAAGAUAUUGGCCAUGGGUUUGACGAUUGUAUUGGACCAGUUUUGAGGCCUGGAUGUGACUUUGGUCAUGGAGGUGGACACCAUGGAGAUGGUGGUGUAGGUAUUGGAUAUGGAGGCGAAGGCUACAUUGGUGGUCACGGAGGAUAUGCUGGUAUUGGUGGAGACCACGGCGACUACCACGGUGAAUAUCAUGGUGAUUUCCAUGAGGCUCAUGACCAUACAACUUACGUUCACAGCCACUCACCACCAGUUCACAUUGGACCAAACGCACCCCCAGUUCACUUGGGUAUCCACAGACCUCCAAUUCAUAUUCCACCACAUGUGCCACAAAUCCAUGUCAACUCACACGCACCAAUUCGUCAUAUUGGACCACACUCACAAUACGUUCACAUGCCACCUUCAGUACCAAUUGUACAUGCUGGCCCAGUUGCCCCUCCAGUUCAUGUCUCUACUCCACCUAAUGUCUACCAUCAAGCACCAAUAGUUCACCACGAGCCCCAUGUUGUUGGUGGAGAAUGCUGUGAUGGAGAAACUUGGGGAGUUGGCAGUGAUGGACACAAGAAGAAGUAAAAACAAACGAAAGUCAGUUGUAAAAACAAGAGAAAAGAAACACUAUCAAAAGAUAAAUUUUUAUCUAAUUUGAGCAGGUUACAGGACACUUUAGCAGGUAAACUGUAUGCUUAUCGUGUUGUGUAAAUUCCUAAAUAAUGCUUUAUCCGCUGAAUCCAUUGCAUUAGAUGUACAUUAAUUUUGCUGCCGUCCAGAUAAAAUGCUUCUUUACAUAGAGUAAAGGGUCGAAUUGAACAUAAGAAUUUCAGAUAAAAAUAUUUGUGAUAUACAA
Rhopilema esculentum is the source of this 1090-nucleotide messenger RNA. RefSeq lists its product as uncharacterized. The record is from RefSeq and is a predicted model, not a curated record. NCBI's taxonomy places the organism in Eukaryota, Metazoa, Cnidaria, Scyphozoa, Rhizostomeae, Rhizostomatidae.